GGAUAUUUAGGUAUCCGGCGUAUCGGAGUAUGCCGUAUCGCGUCCCCAAGCACGGCACAGACCAUUAAACCACGUGACUUCCUCGUAAUCCAAAGGGGAAAACGAAACUGCGACAGUGGCUUAGCUCCGUGCGCUGAAUAACACCCUGGAUCCUCGCCACACCUAUUGCGCAUCUCCCCAGGGUUCAGAAUGGUGUUCAUGGAUUGACUGAACUCCGACUUUCGCGCCAAACACGGUCUCCUCACAUCCUCUCCAUCAACCUAAGUCGCCAUGGCCGAUACUCCGCCGCGAGGAGGUCACGCUGACUCCAUCACAUCCCAAGAUUCCGGCCCUAAACAGGAUGAGAAGAAGAAGAGUCGCAGGCCUGCGAAUAAUGCAUUCCGACAGCAGAGAUUGAAGGCAUGGCAACCGAUCCUGACGCCUAAGACUGUCCUACCGCUGUUCUUCACAAUCGGCAUCAUAUUCGCACCGAUAGGAGGAUUGCUUCUGUACGCGAGUGCUCAAGUCAGAGAGAUCAAGCUCGACUACACGACAUGCACCACGGAUGCACCGAGGGACGAAUUCAAGCCUAUGCCAGACGGCAAUGUCUUCUCGGCAUUCAAGACAUCUGGGAAUGACACUGAUUGGCUGCCUCCGAGGUGGCGCGCGAGCGAUGUCAACCUCACGUUCGACGGCGUUGAGAAUACAUAUAAUCAGUGCACCCUCGAGUUUUCGAUACCCGAAGACAUGGGCCCCCCGGUACUCUUCUAUUAUCAGCUCACGAACUUCUACCAGAACCACCGUCGAUAUGUCAAGAGCUUCAAUGACAAGCAGCUGAAGGGUGAUGCGGUCAGUUCGGGUACCAUCAACGGGUCGGACUGCACUCCUCUCACCCACGACCUUUCGGGCAGCGGGAAACCCAUCUAUCCAUGCGGUCUGAUUGCCAACUCGAUGUUCAAUGACACCUUCUCGAACCCGCUUUUGCUGUCUGUUCCAGUCAGCGGUGAUAGUGGCAAAUUGGACAACCAGACAUAUCCCAUGAACAACAACUCCGGCAUAGCCUGGUCCUCUGACGCUGCUCUGUAUGGGAAGACCAAGUACAACCUCUCUGAGAUUGUUCCACCUCCAAACUGGGCCGUACGGUUUCCGAAUGGCUAUACUGAGUCAAACCCACCCCCUGACCUCGAAACGUGGGAGGCGUUCAUGGUAUGGAUGCGGACCGCGGGCCUUCCGACUUUCAGCAAGCUUUAUCAGCGCAACGACGACAAGGCCAUGAUUGCUGGCAGGUACCAAAUUGAGAUCGUCAAUCAUUUCCCCUCUGAGGUGUUCCACGGGACCAAGUCCAUCGUCAUCUCGACCCGCACAGUCAUGGGCGGCCGAAACCCCUUCCUUGGCAUUGCUUAUAUUGUUGUCGGCGGUAUCUGCAUUGUGUUAGGUGUCGUGUUCACAGUGACUCAUCUCCUCAAGCCCAGGUAUGUUGCCUAUGGUAUUCCUUCUUUAUUCUUCUUGUGCUUCCUAGCCCCGUUUCCCGGCCAGUGCUGACUUGGAUGCCUUACAGAAAACUGGGUGAUCACACCU
Phialemonium atrogriseum is the source of this 1557-nucleotide messenger RNA. Its product is annotated as CDC50 family protein. Gene Ontology annotation, cellular component: endoplasmic reticulum; Golgi apparatus; plasma membrane. NCBI's taxonomy places the organism in Eukaryota, Fungi, Ascomycota, Sordariomycetes, Cephalothecales, Cephalothecaceae. The transcript has 5 exons. The record is from RefSeq and is a predicted model, not a curated record. The coding region runs from base 271 to 1521 and encodes 416 amino acids.